AUGUCCAACUUCGAGCCCAAUGCCAUCAUUCGGGGCGCCCAGUUGACCGUGGUCGGCGCCAACCGCGCCCUCCAGAACCCUGCGCUGUUCACCUCAGACCACUAUCGUCAGGCUGCCCUCGCAGUUCUCGCCGGAAUCCUGAUCCGCCUUCUCAUCGCCAUUCCUACGCUUGGUGUGAGAGCGAUCGUAUGGUUCAUUUCGCUGUUCGCCGAGGCCGAGGGGUCUACAUGGGAUACAGAUGUCGUCGAGGGCCUGGAGUUCAUUGAGAACUCGGUGUUGCAGGUGCCUUUCUUCCUGAUGUCGCUGAUGCGCUAUGUCACGCCAACCUUGGACGACAUGUUCAUGAACUCCCUGCAGUGGGUUGAUCAGACGUACAUCCAGAAGCACAAGACCGACGACCCACGUAAUCUCCGAGCCAUGUACUACCCCACGAUGCGCAUGUACUCCAAGCAUGGUGAUACGAGCGAGAAGAAGAAACCGAUGGAUGCAAUUGUUGCCUUCCUCACGCGAUAUGGCAGGAGGGCCGGUAUUUCGCUGGCGGUCUAUUUUGCCUCGGGCCUGCCGUAUGUCGGCCGCUUCGUUUUGCCUGCUGCCAGUUUCUACACGUUCAAAAGAGGUGUUGGACUUGAGCCGGCCCUGGUUAUAUUUGGGACCUCCAUCUUCUUGCCAAAGCGGUACCUGGUGCGCUUCUUGCAGUCGUACUUCUCUUCGAGGAGUCUGAUGAGAGAGCUGCUUGAGCCGUAUUUCGCCCGCAUCAAGUACAACAAGGAGCAGAAGAAGGCGUGGUUCAGAGAGCGCGAGGGGGUGCUUUUCGGAUUCGGCGUCGGUUUCUUCGUCUUUCUCAAGAUCCCGCUCCUCGGCGUCUUGAUCUACGGCAUUGCGGAAGCGUCGACGGCAUAUCUGGUUACGAAGAUCACGGACCCGCCGCCAGCGCCUGCCGAGGCCGAGGCCACCAAGUUUGUCGAGAGCCAGAUCAAGUGGCACAACAAGUACGAGUUCCUGAACCUGCCUCUGGCCAAUCUCGACGCGCACAACGUGCAGACGGAAGCCCCGAAGCAGGAGACGAUCAACCCGGAGACUCCCAGCAAGAGGUUUUCGUAA
This is a messenger RNA of Diplodia corticola, 1101 nucleotides long. RefSeq lists its product as uncharacterized. NCBI's taxonomy places the organism in Eukaryota, Fungi, Ascomycota, Dothideomycetes, Botryosphaeriales, Botryosphaeriaceae. The record is from RefSeq and is a predicted model, not a curated record. The transcript is spliced from 5 exons. The coding region runs from base 1 to 1101 and encodes 366 amino acids.